Molecule: messenger RNA, 940 nt
Organism: Nicotiana tabacum (common tobacco)
Lineage: Eukaryota; Viridiplantae; Streptophyta; Magnoliopsida; Solanales; Solanaceae
Source: RefSeq, a predicted model, not a curated record
CUUUGUAACUUAAUCUUUGAAUGGCUUCUGUAAUUGAGCAAUCUCAAGUUGCGCCACCUCCCGGCAGUGCAGCUGAGCUGACACUUCCUCUCACAUAUUUUGAUUAUGUAUGGUUAUCUUUCCACCGUAUGCAGCAGAUUUUAUUCUACAAGCUCCCUGUGUCCAAAUCCGAUUUCGUCCAAACUAUUGUUCCUAAUCUUAAAGAUUCACUAUCCCUCGCUCUCAAACACUACAUACCUUUAGCUGGCCACGUUGUUUAUCCACUAAAUUUGAGCGAUUAUCCUGAACUACGUUAUGUUACAAGAGAUUCUGUAUCCGUUACUUUUUCUAAGACUGAUAUAGAUUUCAAUUGUCUCAUUGGUAAUCAUCUCCGAAAUUCUAAGGAUUUUUAUCACGUGGUUCCUCAGUUGGCAGGACCUAGGCAUGGACUAGGAGUCCAGUUAGCCCCGCUCUUAGCCAUUCAAGUGGCAAUUUUCCCGAAUAAUGGCAUAUCCAUUGGCUUCACUAACCAUCACGUUGUUGGUGUUGGAGCUACCAUAGUAGGGUUUAUAAGGGCAUGGGCGUUGCUCAACAAAUUCAGUAGAGAUGAGAAAUUCUUAGCUAAUGAGGUUCAUUCCAUUUUAUGAUAGGUGUAUAUGUCAAAAUCUGCCUCAACGGGAUUUAGCAUCGAGUGGUAUUGUGAAAAGUAAUGUGGCCUAGGUCGAUUAGUGGACAGCGGGGCUCGUAGCCAGGUGGUCAAUAACGGCCGAGGUCAAGUAUCAAGGAUGGUACUAAUGUCUAGUUUUGGUAAUAGGAUAUUUAAGGGAGUAUUCCAAUGAAUAUUCUAUGUACUGGUACUUUUAGGGUUGAUUGGGGAUAUGUCCCAUAUAAAUAGAAAAAGAGAUAAGGGGAAGAGGUAUGUAAUAUUUUUCUUUCUGAUAAAAGCAUCUUUUGAGAAGAA